UACGAAUGUAUUACCGCCGGUUGUAGAUGUAAUUUGCGGCUCCCAUGAUGGAAACGAAGGUGAUGACAGUCUUUAGCAUCGGUCCAUCCUUCUCCGACAAGUAGACCAGAGCUGUAAAGAGAGGGUGCAAAUACUAAUUCUUUUUAAAACAGGGCGCAAUCUCUAAUUUCACUAAAAACAGGGUGUCAAAUUUUCCCUUUAACAUUUUCGUCUGUGUUCAACGCAUGGUCAGUUUCGCAGGAAGCGUGGGAGAGUUUUCUUGUUCAAGAUUUGACUAUUGUCGAAGCUGUAGGAAAAUAUUUACAUGGACGCCAAUAACUGGAGGGCGGCGCAAUCUCUUGCACAGGCUCAGGGUGGUGACGCCACCAGCAUAACAGCGGGGGCGGCUGCACCAGCACCAGCGGCUUCUGGAGCCAUGGAGACUGGCGAUUGGCGGGCCCAGCUCCAACUAGAAUCCAGGCAAAGGAUUGUUAAUAAGAUAAUGGAAACUUUAAAGCAGCAUCUUCCGUUCUCCGGACAAGAGGGGCUGCACGAACUUAAGAAAAUUGCAGUGCGGUUUGAGGAAAAAAUUCAUGCUGCUGCAACAGAUCAGUCAGAUUAUCUGCGGAAGAUAUCCUUAAAGAUGAUCUCAAUGGAAACAAAAUCACAAAAUCUUAUUGCCAAUCCUCUGCAGGCUAAUGCUGCAAAUAGUAGUCAAAGUGCGCAAGGAACAGGUUCACAAACAAUGCAGCCCCAAGUUAGUAACCAAGCUCAGCCACUUCCUGUUCCAACAGUGAGCAAUCAACCGCAAGGCCAUCAGCAGCUACUAUCACAAACUAUUCAGAACACUAUCACAUCAUCUGGAAUGCAGAAUUCUACAAAUCUGGUGUCUGCACUUCCUACUGUCGGCAGUUUGACUCACACUAACAUUCCAAAUGCAGUAAGCCGAAAUUCGAAUUUGCAAAAUGUACAAGGCAUACCUACUGUUGCUCAAAGUUCAGUUGGAAAUACCCUGAGCCAUUCAAACGUGGUCGUGAAUUCUAUUAGACAGAUGCAAGAGAGGCAACAACAGGUCGUUUCCCAGCAGCAACAACAAUCUCAGGCCUCUAAUACACAUCCUUACCAACAGCACCUUCGCCAACAAAUGUUGAAACAGAAUAUCCAAUCUCAAAUGCAGCAGCAACAGGAGCAACAGCAACAGCCAAACCUACUACAACAAACUCAGAUGCAAUCUUCUCAGCAAGGAGUCAUGCAUUCUUCUACAGUACAAUCUAAUCUGACCAACCUUCAGCAGAAUCAACAGUCUUCUGUUCUACAACAAAGUCAAUCCAUGAUCCAGCAAAGAUCACAAUCAGUCCUCAAACAACAUCAGCAACAACAGACUCCAAUUAUUCAUCAACAGCAAGGAGCAAUGAUGCAGCAGCCAAUGUUACAAGGUCAACUGCAACAAUCUCAACCGGAACAUCUGAUUGGGCAGCAGCAAAAUGUUGCAAAUAUCCAGCAGAACCAACCGAUUGGGCAGCAACACAUGCCUGAUAUGCAGCACCAGCAAACUAGGCUGAUGGGCCAACAGAAUAACUUUACUAGUGUUCAACAGCAGCAGUUAAUUAAUCAGCAAGUUAAUAUUCCAAGUGUACAUCAACAGCAAAUAGGCACUCACGGGAAUGUUGCUGGCCUGACACAUCAACAGCUGGCUGGAAAUCAAUCUAGUAACUCUGGACUGACUGCUAAUCAGCAUCCUAUUCAGAUGUCACAACAUUCUAAGGUUCAAGUGCAACAACAAAUGCUUCCAAGUGCUACACUUUCGCCAGCUCAAGGUCUUCAAUCUCAGCCACAGCAGCAAAUGUUGCAACAGAGUCAACCCCAGCCUGGAACAUUACAGUCACCAUUGGGUUUGCAACAGCAGACAAAUACUCUACAACGAGGAAUGCAGCAUAGGCAACAAAACUUUCAACCACAAAGGGUUACUCCGGAUGCAUCAUCCACAUCUUUAGAUUCAACAGCUCAAACCGGUGAUACACAUCUUGGUGAUUGGCGGGAAGAAGCUUACCAAAAGCUCAAGACCUUGAAAGAGAUGCAUUUUAUGGAUCUAAAUGAAGUGUUCCAGAAGCUUUGUAGUAAAUUGGCUCAGUAUGACUCUCUUCCCCAACAGCCAAACAAUGAGCAAAUGGAAAAGCUUAAAAGUUUUAAGGCUGUGGCGGGAUACAUUUUACAAUUGUUGAGGCUUAACAAGAAUGACAUUCAACCGCACCUCAAAGAAAGGCUGCCAAACAUUGAGUCUCAAAUAGCAUUUUUUCUUAACCCCAACCGGGCCCGGAAACCUCAGCCUCCACAAACCUUUGAUGGCCAAAUUAAUCUCCGGUCGCAUUCUCUAAAUUUACCAGGUGCAAUGUCUUCCAUGCAGCAGAGCAAUUUCAACGACAUGCAGCAGCAUAAUCCCAUGUCUUCUGCAACUGCAGUCUCAAACUCCCAGCAAAACAUGCUAUCUAAAAUGCAGAUGGGAGCUGGCAUGGACAUGGUAGGGCAGUGUAGUUCAUUAAAUUCACUGCAGCAAGUUUCUAGUGGUGCUUUACACCAAAGUUCUAUCAAUGGUUCUCAACAAAUGAACCUAAGCUCAUUUUCAUCACAAGACGGAGCAAAUUCACUUCAGACAACCCUUCAGCAAAACUCUAAUGUGCUACAGCAUCCUAGGCAACAUGAUCAGCAAAUGCUGCAGAACCAACAGCUCAGACAACAGAUUCAUCAGCGGCAGAUUGAGCAACAGAUUUUUCAGAAGCAACUUCAACAGCAGCAGCAAAUAAAGCAAGCACAAGCUCCACCAGCUGCACAGUCGAUGACGCAACUCCACCAAAUGGUUGAUACAACAAAUGAUCUAAAGAUGAGGCAGCAAAUAGGUGUUAUGAAAUCAAGUGUCUUCCAGCAGCAUCAGCCAUUUGGCCCACACGUGGCUUUGCAUCACCCACAGCUUAAGUCAAGUAUAUCUUCACCUCAAUUUCAUCAGACAUCUUCUCCUCAGCUUUCCCAGCAUUCUUCGCCUCAAUUUGACCAGCAAAAUGCUUUCACAACUCAUACAAAAACGGGAACACCUCUUCAAUCUGCCAGUUCACCUUUUGCCCAAUCUCCUUCUACCCCCUUGGCUCCAUCACCAAUGCCAGGCGAAUUUGAAAAAGUUAGCAUGGGUGCUCCAUCUCUUCUUGGUCCUGGGAAUUUGGGGAUUCAUCAAACAACUUCUGCAUCAGCUCAGUCUCUAGCUAUUGAUACUCCAGGAAUAUCAACGUCGCCAUUGCUACCAGAAAUUAACAGCCUAGAUGGCGCACAUGCAAAUCUAUCAACUUCCAUUUCUGGGAAGUCAACAGUUGAACAACCUAUGGGACGCUUGGUUAAUGCGGUAAGAACACUGUCAACUAAGGCUUUGAGUACCUCUGUUAGUGACAUCAGCUCUGUCAUCAGUAUGAUUGAUAGAAUAGCUGGAUCUGCACCAGGAAAUGGCUCUAGAGCAGCUAUUGGUGAAGAUUUGGUUGCCAUGACGAAAUGUCGGUUGCACACAAGAAAUUUCUUCACGCAUGAUGGACCUACUGGACAAAAAAGAAAGAAAUGCUAUACCACGUCAAAUGUAGUGUCAUGUAGUGGGAGUGUUAAUCAUGGGUUUGAACUCUGGAAUUGCUCUGAAGCAUCUGAUUUGGAGUCUACAGCAAUUUCCAACAUUAAGAAACUCAAGGUUGACCAUGCACUCAUUAAAGAGAUAACGGAGAUUAAUCAGCGAUUGAUUGAUACUGUGGUUGAAAUCAGUGAUGAGCCAAGUGUUCUAGCUGCUGAUGCUGCAACUGAUGGGGGUAAAGGCGGCACUAUGGUCAAGUGCUCUUUUAUGGCUGUGGCUCUCAGUCCAAAUUUAAAAUCACAAUGUGCUUUGGCUCAAACGUCGCCAAUUCAGUCAUUGAGAUUGCUUGUUCCUGCAAAUUAUCCGAAUUGCUCCCCAAUUUUCAUAGAUAGCUUUCCAGUUGAUGUCAGUAAAGAGUAUGAAAAUUUGUCUGGCGUAAUUAGGUCGAGGCUUUCUACCUCCCUUAGAAGUCUUUCGCAACCAAUGUCAUUGGCAGAUAUUGCAAGGGCUUGGGAUUGUUGCACUCGGGCAGCUAUCUCCGAUUAUGCUCAGCGAUGCGGCGGGGGAAGUUUUAGCUCAAAGUAUGGGACAUGGGAAGACUGCAUGACCACAGCAGCCUAACCACUACUCUUGCGAUAAAUAUAGUUAUUGUAUGUCUAUAGCAUACUUGAAAAUGCUCUGUUUAGUGUAUAUAUAUAUUUUUGAUGAUAUAUAAUCCUUCCAUUUAAUUCAACAAAUCAGCGGGGCCAGUGAACAUGAUAAAUCAGUUCUAUGUAAUAGGGCCUGCCAGAUAUUGGGUUCCAAAUUUGUUAAAGUUUAGUGGUAUAUACCAGUAUAAUCUUAGUACUAUGUCAGAAAUGUCAUGUUUAAUAAUGAGUAUUUAAAAAAUCAGAAAUGUCAUGUUUAAGAUGUCUAAAUUUCGUGUAUAGAAUUGAUAAUUUUGAAUUGGGAAAAGUACAAAAAAGUACUUGUGGUUGGCUCAUUUUCAGCCAGGAGUUUGUGCUUCAUUUCUUAAUAAAGAAGGCCAUGUGUUUAAA
This is a messenger RNA of Cuscuta europaea, 4614 nucleotides long. NCBI's taxonomy places the organism in Eukaryota, Viridiplantae, Streptophyta, Magnoliopsida, Solanales, Convolvulaceae. The record is from the annotation of a GenBank genome assembly.